GCAGCCGCCGCAGCACCUGAGCCGCUACUGCCGCUCGCUCAGGACAACGCUAUGGCUGAGCCCGGUCACAGCCACCAUCCCUCUGCCAGAGGCAGAGGAAGAACUGAGAGGCGCACACUCCGGCUUCUGUGGCUGCUGCUCUGGGCUGGGACCGCCUUCCAGGUGACCCAGGGAACCGGACCGGAGCUUCAUGCCUGCAAAGAGUCGGAGUACCACUAUGAGUAUACAGCGUGUGACAGCACAGGUUCCAGGUGGAGGGUCGCCGUGCCGCACACCCCAGGCCUGUGCACCAGCCUCCCUGACCCCGUCAAGGGCACCGAGUGCUCCUUCUCUUGCAAUGCCGGGGAGUUUCUGGAUAUGAAGGACCAGUCCUGCAAGCCGUGCGCUGAGGGCCGCUACUCCCUCGGCACGGGCAUCCGGUUCGACGAGUGGGAUGAGCUGCCCCAUGGCUUUGCCAGCCUCUCAGCCAACAUGGAGAUGGAUGAGAGCGCCACAGAGUCCACUGAGAACUGCACUUUGUCCAAGUGGGUUCCCCGGGGCGAUUACAUCGCCUCCAACACGGACGAAUGCACAGCCACACUGAUGUAUGCCGUCAACCUGAAGCAGUCCGGCACUGUUAACUUUGAGUACUACUACCCAGACUCCAGCAUCAUCUUUGAGUUUUUCGUCCAGAAUGACCAGUGCCAGCCCAAUGCAGAUGACUCCAGGUGGAUGAAAACCACGGAGAAAGGAUGGGAAUUCCACAGUGUCGAGCUAAAUCGGGGUAAUAAUGUCCUCUAUUGGAGAACCACAGCCUUCUCAGUGUGGUCCAAAGUUUCCAAGCCUGUUCUUGUGAGAAAUAUUGCCAUAACAGGGGUAGCCUACACUUCAGAAUGCUUCCCCUGCAAACCCGGCACAUACGCAGCCAAGCAGGGCUCCUCUUUCUGCAAACUUUGCCCAGCCAACUCUUACUCAAAUAAAGGAGAAACCUCUUGCCACCCAUGUGACCCUGACAAAUACUCAGAAAAAGGAUCCUCUUCCUGCAAGGUGCGCCCAGCCUGCACAGACAAAGAUUAUUUCUACACACACACCGCCUGUGAUGCCAACGGAGAGACGCAGCUCAUGUAUAAAUGGGCCAAACCGAAAAUCUGUGGUGAGGACCUCGAGGGGGCGGUGAAGCUCCCUGCAUCUGGUGUGAAGACCCGCUGCCCACCCUGCAACCCAGGCUUCUUCAAAACCAACAACAGCACCUGCGAGCCCUGCCCUUAUGGCUCCUACUCCAACGGCUCUGAUUGUGUCCACUGCCCAGCUGGGACUGAACCUGCUGUGGGAUUUGAAUACAAAUGGUGGAACACCCUGCCCACAAACAUGGAAACAACAGUUCUCAGUGGGAUCAACUUUGAGUACAAGGGCCUGACAGGCUGGGAGGUGGCUGGUGAUCACAUUUAUACAGCUGUUGGUGCCUCAGACAAUGACUUCAUGAUUCUCACUCUGGUUGUGCCAGGAUUUAGAUCUCCACAGUCAGUAAUGGCAGACUCAGAGAAUAAAGAGGUGGCCAGGAUCACAUUUGUCUUCGAGACCAUCUGUUCGGUGAACUGUGAGCUCUACUUCAUGGUGGGCAUGAAUUCUAGAACCAACACUCCUGUGGAAACGUGGAAAGGUUCCAAAGGCAAACAGUCCUACACCUACACCAUCGAGGAGAAUGCCACCAUGAGCUUCACCUGGGCUUUCCAGAGGACCACUCUUCAUGAGACCGGCAGAAAGUACACCAAUGAUGUUGCCAAGAUCUACUCCAUCAAUAUCACCAAUGUCAUGGAUGGGGUAGCCUCCUACUGCCGCCCCUGUGCCCUAGAAGCCUCUGACAUGGGCUCCUCCUGCACCUCUUGUCCUGCUGGUUACUAUAUUGACCGAGAUUCUGGAACCUGCCAUUCCUGCCCCACAAACACAAUCCUGAAAGUCCACCAGCCUUAUGGUGCCCAGGCCUGCAUGUCCUGUGGUCCAGGGACCAAGAACAAUCAGAUCCACUCUCUCUGCUACAAUGAUUGCACCUUCUCACGCACCACUCCAUCCAGGAUUUUCAACUACAACUUCUCAGCUUUGGCAAACACCAUCUCUCUGUCUGGAGGGCCAAGCUUCACUUCAAAGGGACUGAAAUAUUUCCAUCACUUUACCCUGAGUAUCUGUGGAAACCAGGGUAAGAAAAUGUCCGUGUGCACUGACAAUGUCACUGACCUCCGAAUUCCUGAAGGCGAGUCAGGUUUCUCCAAAUCCAUCACAGCCUACAUCUGCCAAGCGGUCAUCAUUCCUCCAGAGGUGACAGGUUAUAAGGCUGGGGUGUCCUCACAGCCUGUCAGUCUUGCUGAUCGACUUGUUGGGGUGUCAACAGAUAUGACAAUGGAUGGAAUCACCUCCCCAGCUGAACUUUUCCACCCGGAAACCUCAGGAAUACCGGAUGUGAUCUUCUUUUUUAGGUCCAGUGAUGUCACCCAGUCCUGCAGUUCUGGAAGAUCAACCACUAUCCGUGUCAGAUGCAAUCCAUUGAAAACUUCCUCUGGAAGUCUGUCACUGCCAAGCAUGUGCUCUGAUGGGACCUGCGAUGGCUGUAACUUCCACUUCCUGUGGGAGAGUGUGACUGCUUGUCCACUGUGCUCGGCUGCCGACUACCACACUUUCGUCAGCAGCUGUGUGGCUGGGAUCCAGAAGACUACUUACAUGUGGCGAGAACCAAAGUUAUGCUUUGGUGGCAUCUCCCUGCCUGAGCAGAGAGUCACCAUCUGCAAAACAAUAGAUUUCUGGCUGAAAGUGGGCAUCUCUGCAGGCACUUGUACUGCCAUCCUACUUACUGUCUUGACCUGCUACUUUUGGAAAAAGAAUCAAAAACUAGAGUACAAGUACUCCAAACUGGUGAUGAAUACUACCCUUAAGGACUGUGACCUGCCAGCAGCUGACAGCUGUGCCAUCAUGGAAGGCGAGGACGUAGAAGAUGACCUCAUCUUUACCAGCAAGAAGUCACUCUUUGGGAAGAUCAAAUCAUUUACCUCCAAGCAGCCAGCUCCUGUCACCAUCUCUCUUUCAGAGGACUCCUGAUGGAUUUGACUCAGUGCCAUUGAAGACAUCCUCAGGAGGCCCAGACAUGGACCUGUGAGGGGUGUCACCCUGCCUCACCUGCCUCCUCACUUUGGCACAUCACCUAACAAGCCUGAGGCAAUUUGGGUGCCAGCAUCCUGCAAUACCCACUGCUGGAAAUCUCUUCAUUGUGGCCUUAUCAGAAGAAAUUUGAAU
Molecule: messenger RNA, 3261 nt
Organism: Sciurus carolinensis (gray squirrel)
Lineage: Eukaryota; Metazoa; Chordata; Mammalia; Rodentia; Sciuridae
Gene: Elapor1
Product: endosome-lysosome associated apoptosis and autophagy regulator 1
Exons: 22
Coding region: 52-3066 (1004 amino acids)
Biological process (GO): autophagosome assembly; positive regulation of vacuole organization
Cellular component (GO): extracellular exosome; lysosome; late endosome
Source: RefSeq, a predicted model, not a curated record